Phaedon cochleariae (mustard beetle) is the source of this 9717-nucleotide messenger RNA. The record is from the annotation of a GenBank genome assembly. NCBI's taxonomy places the organism in Eukaryota, Metazoa, Arthropoda, Insecta, Coleoptera, Chrysomelidae.
AUGUUGAAAAAGUCUCAGAUACUAGCUAGUUGGUCAAGAGAACAAGUUAGUGCUGUCAGUAGAUUGAAAGCAGCUUGGGAUAGGUUGCAGAGUUUAUUAGACAACCACCAACAUAUCAUGGCCAAACAGAUGGGAACUAUAAAGACGACUCUGAAUAUCGAAAGAGAGAAUUUGGAGAAAGAGAUUGAGCGUUUUCAAGCAAGAUGGGAAGAUGCUAAUCCCCGACCCCAUUCCGGAGAACUAAUAGAAAACUCCAUGAAGGAUCUUGCGAACCGUUUGAUGAAGAUGAAAGACAGAAGAAAUGAAUGGAAAGAAGUGGAGAAGAAGAGGGAAAAACUACUUAACGACUUCAUGAGAUUCAGCGUAAACUCACCUGAUUUACCUCAUGUGGAAGAAAUAGGCAACAAAAUUGCUAAAGAAGAAGAAUCGUGGUCCAUUUUCGAAGAUUUCAUGACAGAAUUUGACGAAUUGAAAAACGAAACCUGGAUCGUAUUCAGGAAGAAAAUAUACAAGUUGGAAGAUUUUCUGAAGAAUUGGCGCGAAAGGUUGCUCCCAGUUGAGAACAAUGAAUUAGUCACGAGGCUACUCCAAGAAAUCAAUAAAUACGAAGUUGUUGCACCACUGUUGAAAUAUGUUAGAGGAGAAGACUUCUCAGAAAAACAUUGGGUCGAUGUGUUCAGCCUACUCCAGAUGGAAGUCAAACCAGUGGAUCAGUUGGCUCUAAACGAUUUUCUGGAAGUUUCUGUGAAAAUUCAGAAUUCUCUCAAGGAACUACAGAUGAUAUCGAAGAAAGCUGCCAGUGAAAUUGUGGUGAGACAAGCAUUGGCAGAAUUGGAACACUGGGAUGUCCAUUGUCGAUUCUCAUUGGCACUACAGAAAGAUUCAAGUGGAAGAAAUAUCUCGUUGAUACAAGAUUUCAAAGAAAUUCUGAAUAAGAUCGGUGACAAUCAAAGUCUUCUGCAGUCGCUGAAGAACUCUGUCGAUUCAGACACCUUCAUUGAGAAAGUAACGAUGUGGGAAACUAAAUUCGGUGAUCUGGACCAUCAUUUAGUUUCACUAGCUCAGAUACAGAGAAAAUGGUUGUAUCUAGAACCAAUAUUUGGCAGUGGAACUCUGACACAGGAAAAAUCGAGAUUUGACAGAAUCGAUCGAGAUUUUCGUCACAUUUUGAAUUUCAUUGAGAAAGAUCUAAGAGUUGCAGCUUUGUGCCGUUAUGCCAAUCUUCGAUCGUUAUUAGAUUCGAAUAUGGAUCAGCUAUCCAGAUGUCAGAACAGCCUGGAUAACUUCUUAAAGGAAAAACGUGAUAAGUUUCCGAGAUUUCUCUUCCUAAGCGACGAUGACCUAUUGGAAGUUGUCGGUCAGUCCACCAAAGAACACGUAAUACAAACACAUUUGAAGAAGAUAUUCGUCGGUAUAGACAGUACAAAACUCUCAUCGAGUGGACAGGACAUAAUUGCCAUUUGUUCUUCGGAUGGAGAGACCGUGAAUCUGUCUAAUCCGGUCAAUAUCCAGAGACCAGUAGAGGACUGGUUGAACGAUCUGGUCAAACAAAUGCAGGUGACUCUGAAGGAACUGCUGGUCACUUGCCAGAGAGAAAAGUCAUCUCCUGACCCCCUGUCGUAUCCCUCCCAGAUACUUUGUUUAUCUGAUAGUAUCACGUUCACUGCUAGAUGCGAACAAGCUAUUUCCAGCAUGACUAUACCACCUUUAUUAGCGAAAUACAAAACGCAGCUGGACCAUUACAGUUCUCUAGAGCUCAACCAAGACAUUGAAAGCUCAAAAGGCGGAAAUGUAUUAGAACUCAAACUCAAAGCCCUAUUACUCGACACAAUUCAUCAUAUAUCUGUACUUGAAGAACUCUUAAAUGAAAAUGUCACUAAGGUUUCGGACUGGACUUGGCAGAAACAACUGAGAUAUUAUGCAAAUUCUGUAGGAGAGGUAACAGUUAAAAUGGCUUUAGCCAGAAUGGAAUAUAGUUACGAAUAUUUGGGCAAUGCUCCCAAACUGGUGAGAACGCCAUUGACAGACAGAUGUUUCCUUACUUUAACCCAGGGAAUCCACUUGGGAAUGGGUGGAAAUCCAUACGGACCUGCUGGAACAGGAAAAACAGAAUCAGUCAAAGCUCUCGGAGGUCUAUUGGGAAGACAGGUUUUGGUCUUCAAUUGUGAUGAGGGGAUUGAUGUAGUUUCCAUGGGAAGAAUCCUAACAGGACUUGUCAAAACCGGUGCAUGGGGCUGUUUUGAUGAAUUCAACAGACUAGACGAAGCCACUUUAUCUGCAAUAUCGAUGUUGAUACAUGCAAUUCAAGUCGCCAUUCGAUCCGAUAAGAAAUCAGUUGAUUUGUUGGAUCAACAGGUUCCUGUCAACAAACAUUGCGGUAUCUUCGUAACCCUCAACCCCGCAGGCGGCGGUUAUGGCGGCAGGAACAAACUUCCGGACAACCUGAAACAGCUCUUCAGGCCAGUAGUCAUGACGCAGCCAGAUAACGAAGAAAUCGCGAAGGCGUUGUUGCACUGCGACGGGUACCAGAACGCUGACGUCAUCGCCAAGAAGUUGAUAGAAGUAUUUGACAUGUCUAGUAAACUUUUGAGCAGUCAACAACAUUACGACUGGGGCUUAAGAUCGAUCAGAACCAUUCUCGGCGGUUGCGGCAGAGCUCUAAGAAAAUCUAAAACAAAAAACUCAAUUGACAGAAACCCCAGUUCUGAGAUGGGCAUAGUUGUACAAGUGCUGAAGUUAGAUAUAUUGUCAAAGCUGUCAUUUUCCGAUAGCGUGAAAUUCAAAAAGUUGGUCGAAGACGUGUUCAGAGGGGUGGAAGAAGACGUUCUGAGAAAUGACGUGCUAAGACAGACCAUCGAGGAAUGCUUUGAGGAGUUAUCUCUGGUGAAAAAUGAAAGACAGAUCAACAAAUGUCUAGAGUUUUACGAACAACUCCAGCAAAGGAUGGGAGUUGCAAUUGUAGGACCACCAAAAUCUGGCAAGAGCACAAUCAGAAACUUAAUGAAAAAAGCCCUCUCCAAGAUGGGAAAAAUAGUUAAAUAUCACUGUUUCAACCCAAAAAGUAUGUGUAGGAGUCAACUCCUAGGAAAGAUGGAUUUCGAUACGAGUCAAUGGAAUGAUGGUGUAUUGACGAACUUCAGUCUACAGGUCACAUCAGAAAGUAGCGAUAUCUGGUCCUGGAUAGUCUGCGACGGAGACAUAGACCCCGACUGGGUGGAGUCCCUCAACUCUGUCCUGGAUGACAACCGUCUCCUGUCUCUGCCCUCUGGUUGGCGCAUCCGAUUCGGCCCCAACGUCAACUUCGUGUUCGAGAGCGACGGCCUGGGCAACGCCUCGCCGGCCACCGUUUCCAGGAUGGGAAUCGUGUUCUUGAGCGAGGAGGAUCUCAAAUUGGAUGAUUAUGUGACUGGUUACGUCAGAGGUUUGACGAAGGAAGAUUCAGUGGUGGAGACGCUGGUCACCGAUUAUUUUGUUAAAGCUGUUUAUUGGUUGAUGAAUGAUGGAGAGGUGACAGUUCCAAGUUCACAAAUAGCCAUCGCCAAAACUGGAAUCACGCAACUUAUCGAUGUCAAGAGUCGAUCACAUUUCUGCAUUGCUCUGAUAAAUGGACUUGGACAGCAGGUACAAGAUGACUUUAGAGAAAUUUUCGCCCAACAGGUGUUCGAAUGGACAGGGGAACUACCUCCACCGCUGAUUCUGAGAAGUCGUUACAACAAAGACAGAGAUACUAUUGAUCCUUAUUACACGAAUCCUAAUAUCGUUAUUGAGAACGUUGCUUUCGGGGUACCAUUGAUAGAAACCGGACAAGUUUCCCAAUACCUAGAUAUUCUGAGAGUGUGGUUCAGAGAAGGGAAUGAACAACAUUUCCUGAUAGUUGGUCCUCAUGGUUGUGCUAAAUCGUUGAUUUUGAGGAGCUUGGUGAAUGAAAGAAGUGAUUUGGAUAUGGUAACAAUCCACUGCAGUGGUAAUCUACUACCAUCUUUCGUGAUUAACAAACUGUUAGAGUACUGUAUCUCUGUGAAUACGCAUAGAGGAAAAAUUUUGAAACCAAGGAAGGGAUACUUGGUACUCUAUUUGAGAAAUAUUCAUUUGCUAAAACGAGACAAAUGGGGUACAAAUAUGCUCAUCGAAUUUGUAGAUCAGCUGAUCGUAUACAGAGGAUUUUUUGAUUCAAACGUAGAAUUCAUUGGGAUUGAAAAUGUUAUUAUAGUUGGUUCCCUAGCUAGUGAAGGAAGUUUGUCAAAGAGGUUUUCAUCGAAUAUGAGGAUCUUCAAUAUAAGUUUACCGGAAUCCGACGAGUUUUCAGUUAUUGUUACUGCCUACCUCACGGCAAUUUUGAAAGCCUGUUUCCCGAAACACAAUUAUCCGAAAUCUAAGAUAGUGAAGAUGUCAACUACAAUGAUUAUACUUUACGAUAAAGUUCGUAAUACAUUUGUCAACACACGCAAUAAGCAUUACAUUUUUAGUCCCCAUGAUGUCACGAAUUGGUGUAGAGGAAUCUCACGUUACAGAGAAAGCGAUACUUUGGAUAUUGAUCUAUUAAUCUGGCAGAUAAUCCAUUCCGAAGCUUUGAACAUUUUUGGAAAUCGUCUAGUGGACGAAGAUGAUCGUAACACCUUGAAUAGAAUAUUGAAUGAUACAUUCCAGUCUCAGUGGGGUACGCAAGAUAUGGGAAUGAACAAGUUCUACGUACCGUUUGAUGAUGGUUUCUUAACAAAAUUGACAGAAACAGAAUGGAGAGAUAUGGUUCAACAAGGUAUCACUCAAUACGAACGCGAGGGUCAAACAUUGGAUUUGAUAAUAACAGACGAGCUGCUACAUUUGACAGCUAGCAUUAUGAACAUUGUGAGUAACCCAGCAGGAAAUGCUAUUCUAGUUGGGAAAUGUGGAGUGGGAAGGAAGAGUGCUGUGAAAAUUGUAUCUGCACUUCAAUCAGCGAAAUUAAUCAUUCCAUCGAGUGAGAAGCAGCCUCAGCUGAAUAAUGAAUUGAAAAUGGCAAUGCAAUAUGCAGGAGUUGAAGGACACCAGGUUUAUUUCCAGAUAGAAGAUUACUUUCUGAAGGAAGAUAACAACCUGAAUACAUACAAUCUAUUGAUGGCUUCAGGAGAGGUCCCCGAUCUCUAUUCCAUACCAGAAUUAGACUCUUUGGUGAAGGUUUUGAAAGAAGAAUUUGAGAGAGAUAAUUUUGAUGGUAGUCUACUUCAAUACUUUUCUCACAGAGUAAGGAAAAAUCUGCAUAUAAUUGUGUGUCUGGAUGAAGAUAACGAAAAUCUCUGGAAUAUAUUCCAAAAUUGCCCCUCUAUCAUGCAUAGUUCAAUUAUAUGGAUGAAGGAUUGGAGUACAUCCACCAUAGCAGAAAUAUCUAGAACUUUGCUGGAUAGAAACAUAGGCACUAGUGACGAGAAUCAUAUGGCAAGUUGCUACAAAGGAUUCUCCACAAUCUAUCAAAUCACUAAGUCGGCUAUUUCAACACCAUCGCGUUUCAUUACUAUGAUGAAGCUUUACGAAAGAAUAUACAAAGAGAACCUCCAUGGAAUAAAAUCAAGACAACAAAAAUUGAGGGCCGGGGUGGCGAAACUGACUGAAGCAGAAACUCUGGUGAAUGAGUUGAAAAAGAAAGCAGAAUUGAAGCGGAUUGAAUUGCAAGAGAAGCAGUCGAAAGCAAACUCGGCGCUAGAUAUGAUCAGCAAUACUAUGAAGAAUGCCAAUACACAAAAAGAGGAGAUGGAAAGUCUGAAGAGUAAAACUCAAGAAGAGAAUGUACAGCUGACUCGGAGGAAAAAGGAAAUCGAAGAAGAGCUUUCUGAAGUGGAACCUCUGAUAGAACAAGCCAGAUCGGCCGUGGGGAACAUAAAGUCCGAAUCCCUGUCAGAGAUAAGAUCCUUGAGGGCGCCACCUGAGAUCAUCAGAGAUAUUCUGGAGGGCGUGCUGCGGUUGAUGGGCAUCCAGGACACGUCUUGGAACAGCAUGAAGACUUUUUUGGCGAAAAGGGGAGUAAAAGAGGAUAUCAGAUCUUUCGAUGCGAGCAGAAUCUCUAAAGAAAAUAGACAAGCCGUCGAACGUCUGAUGGCCGCCAAAAGUGAAUCUUUCGAUCAAAAGUCGGCCAAAAGGGCCUCCGUCGCUGCUGCUCCUUUAGCAUCAUGGGUGGCGGCGAACGUCAAAUAUUCAUAUGUCAUGGACAACAUCCGACCGCUUGAAAAGGAACAGAACAAAUUAAAACAGAACUUAUCAACUGCUGAGGCGCAGUUGAGUGAACUGAGUGCAGAACUAUUCGAUGUUGAUGCGACAGUCGCGAAGUUGAAAGAGCAACUUUCAUCGUAUACUAAAGAAGCAGCUGAAAUCGAAAUAGACUUGAACAGAGCACAAGUGACGCUCAGCUCUGCAGAAGGAUUAGUAUCUAAACUGAGUGAUGAAUAUGAGAGAUGGCAAAAACAGUUGAGAGAAUUAUCUGGCAAAAUAGAAAAAUUACCAAACGACUGUCUCCUGAUGUCGGCUUUCAUGACAUAUUUAUCAGGUGAAUCCGAGGAGAAAAGGCAAAGAAUUUUGGAAUUAUGGACAACUGAAAUUGGUAUAGAAAAAAUUGAUAUUGAAACCUUCUUCUUCACCGAAAGGGACAGGAUGCAAUGGCAGAGUGAAGGUCUCUGUUCUGAUAAAAUGUCCAUACAAAAUGCAGUAAUGAUUCUCAAAGCUGACACAGUGCCGUUAUUGAUGGAUCCGACUUCAUCUGCUUCCAACUGGAUCAAGCAACAUCUGAAAAAUAAGAAGGUCGAGUGUAUCAACCAAGAUUCAUCCAAAUUCAUUGCAACUUUAGAGUUGGCUGUUAGAUUUGGAAAAACACUCAUCAUUGAAGAGGUUGACACAGUAUAUCCGGUAUUAUUCCAGAUUUUGAGAAAGGAAUUCACGCAUCAAGGUGAACGAACAUUGAUAAAGCUGAAUGGCAAGCUGAUGGACUACCACAGUGAAUUCAAAUUGAUUCUCUGUAGCAGAAAUGAACAAAUAAAUUUACCUCCUGAAAUCAUUCCACUCAUUAAUUUGAUGAACUUCACUGUUACUGGUGCAGGACUAACAGAACAACUUCUGAGUGCCAGUAUCCUACAAGAGAACCCGGAACUUGAAAACAGAAAGAGACAAUUGCUGAAAGACCGAGAAGUAAUGGAGGAAAAGUUGAAUCACCUGCAAAACCAGUUGCUUGAAGAUUUGGGAAAUUCAACAGGAGAUAUUCUACAGGACUCGAAACUGCUUGAAUCUCUGAAUAAAACGAAAGCUAGUUCCGAGGAAAUCACUUCGGCUUUGAGAGAAACAAUUGAAGUGCGCUCCAAGUUAGAAUCGGAGUAUGACAUGUACAGGGACAUUGCUCAAUAUGGCAGCUCCCUAUAUUUCGCGUGCAACGACUUUGCGAGAUCCAAUAUCAUUUAUCUCUUAUCAGUGAACGCCUUUACUGAAUUAUUCCUGAAGUCUCUCCAGACCUACCAAGGAAUGAGUAGUUUUGAAGCAGGACAUGAUGGUGAAUUGCAUUAUAAACAUCUUCUUCAAACUAUAUACAACUACAUGAGCCGAGGAAUUUUUAAACUGGAUAGGUUGAAGUUCUUAUUAUUCGUUUUACACAAAUUAUACCCGAACGCAGUUCCUGAAAAUGAAUGGGCCUUAUUUCUUGGUAAUACUAUACCUCAAAGGAAUAUAUCUGAUGAUGUCCCGCCUUGGAUUCCAAAACACUGCACCAGUGGAAUCGAAAACAUGAAGGUCACUCUUCCUGAAUUCUUCAACGAUCUGAAACUAGGAGAAGCCAACUUGUGGAAGAACUUUAUGGCAUCCAGCCAUUGUAUCGAUGCCUUUCCAUUCCAUUGCGCCUUCACGGCAUUCCAGAAAGUCCUAAUCGUUCAAGCAUUGCGUCCAGACAGGCUCUACUCUAUGAUGUCGCAGGGGGCUAUGGACAUAGCAGGAAUCAGGACCCUCGAUCCGCCUGUCUUGGAACUCGGCUCGCUGUUGAAGGAAUCUAGCAGCGCAGUGUCUAUUCUGAUUUUCGCCAUGUCUGGAACCGAUCCGAUUUCGGAGAUCAAGGAGUUGGCCAACGGUUUAUCACGAAACUUCUUAGAGGUGGCUAUGGGUGAAGGACAGGAAACAAAAGCUUUAUUCGCCCUGAAGACUUGUUCUGAAUCUGGAUCAUGGUUGGUACUGAAAAAUCUACAUCUGGUAACGGACUGGUUGACAGUGCUAACGCAAAACUUGAAAGUACUCAAAAGCAGAGAUGGAUUCCGUUUGUGGUUGAUAUCCGAGCCUACCCCAUAUUUCAAUCCAGUGCUGGCGCAGAAUAGCCUCAAAAUUGUGUACGAAGCCUCACAAGGUAUCAGUAAUAAUAUGCAACGUACAUACACCACUUUUGGAAGUACCUACAUCGAGAAACUGAACCCAAAUUCUGCCAGGAUUUUCUUCGUUCUUGCAGCUAUCCAUGCGAUUGUUCAAGAAAGGAGGAAAUACAUUCCACAAGGGUGGUCGAAAUAUUACGAUUUCAGCGACACAGAUCUGUCUACGAACGUGAAACUAGUCGAGGAUUUGUGGCACAACCAGUCUCCGCAAAUGCAGUGGCGUUUCAUUUCUGGAUUGACUUCGGACGCGGUCUACGGCGGUAGGAUCGAGACAGGCGACGAUAUGACAAUUUUGUAUUCGUAUGCCAGACAGUAUUUCAACGACGAAAUAAUGAGUCACAAGUGGAAACCCUUUGGAUUGAAUUCGAGUUUGCCAAAUGGAGUUAAUUUUGAGGAAUACCUGAAAAUAAUCAGACAGUUGCCGAAUACAGACAUGCCAUCGGUAUUUGGACUAUCCGAGAAUAUGAACAGAGCUUGGGAGAAGCAAACCUCUGUCAAACUCAUUUCAGAACUGAAGAAUUUCCACAUAAGUAGAAAUACUUCGAACAAGUUCGACCAAGAGGAAUUCUCAAAGGGUUUGGCGCCGUUCAUGAUCUUGUGGAAGAAGUUGAACCAGGGUUACGAUUUCUUGAGGAUAUCAGCACAGAAUGAUACUUCGAAGAUGUCUGUCAUGGAAACUUUCCUCAUAGAAGAGUUCGAAAAUGCCUUGCAUCUCGUUCAGAUGAUUCAUAAAUGUUUUGCGUUUCUGAAAAAGUUUUCCAAAGGAUUGGUGGAGGCUGACUUGCAGAAUCAUUCAGUUGGAAUCAGUCUCAUGAAUUAUGAGACCCCACAAUCAUGGUUGAAUUUGUGGAAUGGACCGAAAGAACCCAUACAGUAUCUCAAAACUAUCAUCAACAAAAUCAUCGCACUAUCGAAAUGGAAGAAUGAAAAUGUAAACGAGCUAUUGAAACGUCCACUGAAUCUGUCUUCUCUAUUCCACCCAGGAAAAUUCCUAGCUUCAUACAAACAAGACGUUUCUAGAUCUAGUCAGGUACCUAUGGACGAACUUUUGCUGAAAACUAGUUGGAGAGCAAACGCGAAUUCUUUGAUCGUGACAGACUUGCUGGUUGAAGGAGGACUAUUCGUGAAUGGUAUUAUCAAGCAAUGUACACCCAAUUCUGAAAAUAUCAAUAAUGCCCCUAACUGCUACUUGAAUUGGACGAGAAAGGAUACUAUUUCAGAAGAAGGAAUCAGUGUGCCUGUCUAUUCAACCUCAACUAGGGAGGAGAAAGUAUUUUCUCUGGAAAUUCCAUGUGACAACAGAGAAAGAACCAGGUGGAUUCUGUGCGGAUUGGCCUUCUAUCUAGAGUAUUGA